AUGGAUGAACAGAUUUUAAAGAGGCUAACCAGCAGAGAGCUCAAAAGGACUAUUCUGCAAAAGGCGAAAGACAUUUUGGAAGAAAGGGAAAGAAGACCAAAUGACAGGAACACAGAUGGCAAAGGAAAUGCAACCACAGAAAAUGAACAGUGUUGUGAUAAAAAUCCUGAGGGAGAAGUAGCACGCGCUUCGGAUGUGGAUAGGGAUGCUCCUCCAGACAAGGAGGACAACUCUUUCUACAGUUUGUGCGACUUCUCUUGUAAAUAUCUCAACACGUGCCAAAUGAAAAUGCUGAAUCACUCGAACGUCGAAUACGAAUUGGUCAUCUCCUUUAUGCGAACCUUCAACAGUGAGCUCAAGUUUCAGCUGAACCUAACCAACGCCGAGGACGAGGAGGACAAGAAAAACUCAGUGCUUCACGAUAUGGCCAGCCUGUUCACCGACAAGCUUAUUUGCUACUGCACUUCCCCCAUGGGUGUUGUGGUCCCCAAUGGCGACAGCGACGGCGGCCUUCUGGGUGACGAGCUCCUGGAGCAGAUUCGUUUCUUUUUCAAGCAAAUCGAGGAGAAGAGCCACGAGAACUUCCUAUUCAACAUGUGCCUUAGAAAAAUUGCGGAAUGCAUUUUCAAUUUCAAGCCAAACCCAGAGGACGUGGCGAGCUGGAUUUCCAGACAGGCGUUGGCCGACCUGGUGAAGGCCCUAAUGAGCGAUAACUUAAAAAGAUACGAACAGUGCAUCAUCUGCAUGACGGACUUUAUAAAAGAAAGACACGCGAAAUUGAGUUUCGCCCAAGUUGACAACGUUGUACUCAUGAUCGAGAUCGUUCAAUAUGCCAUUGUUUACCUGUCUGAGCGGAAAUACAACACGAAAUGCUCCUCAUUCGUGCGAGAGGAAUGGUUUGAGCAUUUCACAGAUUUGCUGCAGACGCUGAAGAACUCCGAGUGGAAAAUAUUCUUCCACCAACUGAUAGUCGCGGAGACGUUUCUUUACGAGAAGAAGGCUGAAAACACGAACAAGGAGUUUAACAGCUAUUACAAGCAGCAGCUGGAGGUGUGGAGGCUGAGAAAUACGUCGUACUCCAAGUGGUUUAAAAUUGAGAUGCCCCUCUCGCUGAGUUUGCUGAAAUGA
Plasmodium inui San Antonio 1 is the source of this 1128-nucleotide messenger RNA. RefSeq lists its product as hypothetical. The transcript has 9 exons. NCBI's taxonomy places the organism in Eukaryota, Apicomplexa, Aconoidasida, Haemosporida, Plasmodiidae. The coding region runs from base 1 to 1128 and encodes 375 amino acids. The record is from RefSeq and is a predicted model, not a curated record.